Molecule: messenger RNA, 588 nt
Organism: Besnoitia besnoiti
Lineage: Eukaryota; Apicomplexa; Conoidasida; Eucoccidiorida; Sarcocystidae
Exons: 3
Coding region: 1-588 (195 amino acids)
Source: RefSeq, a predicted model, not a curated record
AUGGGCAUGUAUGGGGAUCGGUGCCCCACUGCCCCCUCCGGACCGACAGACCAGCUUUGCGCGUCGAACUUUUGCGAGCCUCAGGUCGUCCUCAUUGAUAACCUCGAGCUCGCUGUUCGUGCAGAGGAUCAAGUCAUCUACUAUGGCUUCAUGGGUUUCAGUGGCACGCCGGCAGCGAAAGCUAUAGACCACGUUAACAGGUCGGGCCGCGGCCUCACUACAGAUUGCGUCUUUGGCGAAUCCGGCGAGAAGAACAGAGUACGGAUGUCAUCGGGCGCAACAGAUUCAACUACUGAGGAACUUGAAGAAGUGGAUCGGCUGGUCAUUCCCGGGGCGGAACAAAUGUCACAUACGGGAAACCCGAAUGUUCUUCAUCUUCAGGAGCCCUUGGCGACCACUCUGCAUGGGUCGUCAGCAGCUGUCAUGCCGAUUCAUCUGCGUCCGCCACAGGCUGUGGCUGCGGCCCUGUCGGUGGCAGCGCGACGCCAGAGUUUAGCGGUCAUCCACAGACACCCAGGGACCGGUCUUGAAUGCAGCGAUGCAACAAUCGUCUCAGGCACCGCGGAUCGAAGACUAAUGUCGCAGUGA